Messenger RNA from Porites lobata, 3918 nucleotides. The record is from the annotation of a GenBank genome assembly. NCBI's taxonomy places the organism in Eukaryota, Metazoa, Cnidaria, Anthozoa, Scleractinia, Poritidae.
AUGAUGGACGAUUCUCAAGAAGAUCGCGAUUGCAACGAAGCCUUGGAUCAACUAGAAGAACAAGCUAACAAUGCUUUUCAAUUUGAGUUAGUACCGUACACGGAUAGACGGUGUACUAAAUUUGGUAUUCAUCGACGUACCUUCACCGCUCGAUUGCGACAACAUGGAGGUAAUCUUGCCCGACUCUUACCCAAUCAUGUCUUACCAGAAUUGAUUGAAAAUACCUUGGACAAGAAAAUUCAACAACAGAUUUUAAGUGAUCCAACUGCCAAUCAAGACGAUUGGAUCAUGAUUAACAUGUCUUCAAAUCGUUUACAGAGUGCGUAUCAAUCGCAUCGAGUGAGUAUUGCUGAUUGGAUUAACAAGGGAAUAGAGAGUAGAGCCAUGUUGGAAAAAAUGAGCCAAGUUCUCAACUCCAAUGAAACAUUUCAAAUGGAUGACACUUUUCACAUUGAAAUUACCCAUAUUCGUAAUCCUGGCACGGGCAGAGGUCGAAAUCAGAACAAACCUGGUCUUACCCCCGUGGAUCAAUUACUCAAAUGCAAAAAGAAUGUGAUUCGUAUCAACAAUUACGAUAAUCUCUGUUGCGCCAGGGCUAUCGUGACAGUCAAAGCCCAUCAAGAUUAUGGAUCGGCUCAUUGGAUUACUCGCAGUUGCAAACGUGGUUUUGCCUUGCAAGAACAAUAUGCUAGAGAACUUCAUAAUCAAGCGGGGGUUCCGCUGGGCGCCUGUGGGUUGGUUGAAAUUCAACUUUUUCAAAACAGUCUUGCAGAGUAUCAAUUGAUUGUCAUUGAUGCUGAACUGGGUUAUCAACUCAUUUUCAAAGGACCAUCUAAACCCAAAGAAAAACAAUUGGUACUCAUUAAACACAAGGAACAUUAUCAUGCUUGCACCUCCCUCACUGGUUUUUUUGGAACAUCCUAUUAUUGUACUGAAUGUGAAAGGUCAUUUGCAGUGGAUGACAGUCGACAUCAUCCAUGCAAAGGAAAACGAUGUUAUGCCUGUCAACAAACCAAUUGUACAGAAUUUCAAGAAAAGCAAGCCACAUUGUAUUGCACCGAUUGCUGUCGCUCCUUCUUUACUCAGCAAUGUUAUCAAAACCAUUUACAUUACACUCCUUCAGGUCGAAGAGCAAACGGCAACAGUGUGUGUGAAGUGCAAAAACGAUGCCCCGGUUGCAAUAAGGUGGAAAAUGGAAAACAACAGAUUCGUGAACAUCAAUGUGGUCAUGCCAAGUGCCCUUCAUGUAACAAAUAUGUGGAAACUGCUACUCACAAGUGCUACAUUCAACCCAUUGAGCCAGAGAGUAACGCGAGAAAACGCAAGAGGGACGAACGCGUUCCACCACCCUUAUUUGUUUAUUUUGACAUUGAAGCCAUGCAAGAUACUGGUAUUCAUGUCGCCAAUUUGGUAUGCGCAGAAACCAAUGAAGAUGAUGCCUCAUAUGUAUUCAGUGGAGCCAAUUGCAUUGAACAAUUUUUAGCAUGGUUACUAACGCUGACUCAAACGGAUGAUGCAGAAUAUCUACGUCAAGUCAUUACUGUUGCACACAAUUUUCAAGGCUAUGACAGUUAUUUUAUUUUGGAAGAACUUUACAAACAAUGCGUUUGUCCCAAGCAAGUUGUCAAUGGAGCCAAGAUAUUAAGUUUGACAUUGGAUCACAUUAAAUUCAUUGACAGUAUGGCUUUUUUACAAAUGCCCCUGGCAAGUUUCACCAAAGCAUUUGGUCUAAAGGAACUAAAAAAGGGAUUUUUCCCUCAUUUUUUCAAUCGAGCUGAAUUUCAAGACUAUGUGGGACCCAUGCCAGCCAAAGAUUAUUAUGAUCCCAACAGCAUGAAACCAGAAAGGAAACAAGAAUUUGACACUUGGUAUCAAUCGAAAUUGGAUGAACAAGCCACAUUUUAUCUCCAACAAGAACUGAUUGCUUAUUGUCAAUCCGACGUUCAAUUGCUUAAACAAGGGUGUAUGAAAUUUCAACAGGAAUUUCAAUCAUUGACCAAUUUUAACCCUAUGGAACAGUGCAUUACCAUUGCCUCAGCAUGCAACCGAUUUUUUCGCACCAAUUGUAUUCUACCGGGAACAUUGGCCUGUGAACCAGUAUUGGGAUGGGUUGGUUCAGCCAAACCGCAUUCCAUUGUUGCUCUAGAAUGGUUAAACUGGGUAGAACAUUCACAAGACAAACGUCUUCUUCAUGCGGGCAAUCAAGGGGAAUAUCAAGUUCAGAUAGGCAUGAACAAAACGUACGUGGAUGGUUAUGACCCCAACACGAACACAAUCUAUGAAUUUAACGGUUGUUUUUUUCAUGGUUGUCCCACUUGUUUUAACAAUCGAGAUCAAACGCAUGCCAAAUUGAAUAACAAGAGCAUGGCAGAAGUGUAUCAAUCAACCAUGCAACGAAUUGCUCACCUUCAGCAUUCGGGGUAUAAUGUCACUGUGAUGUGGGAAUGUGCAUGGAAACGAAUAAAAGAACAGGACUUGAACAUUCUACCCUUUUUGAAACAACUCAACCUCACCACUCGCCUUCGACCAAGAGAUGCCUUUUUUGGCGGUCGUACCAAUGCAGUUCAAUUGUAUUAUCAAGUGGAACCCAAUGAACAAAUCCGCUAUGUGGAUUACACAUCCCUGUAUCCCUUUGUCAACAAAAACUGUCAGUACCCAGUGGGACACCCUCUCAUCAUUAACAAUCCUUCAUUUUCCAUUGAGGAGUAUUUUGGAUUAGCCCUGUGCAAGAUACUACCACCGCGUGAACUGUACCAUCCGGUAUUACCCUAUCGAUGUAACGGAAAACUCAUGUUUCCAUUAUGUCGCACAUGCGCAGAAACCCAAGUCAAGUUCCCCUUGAAUGAACGUGAAUGUCAAUGUUGUCACAAUGAAGACGAACGCGCUCUUACCGGUACAUGGUGUACCCCUGAACUAUUGGAAGCUAAACGGCAAGGUUACACAAUUGUUCAAUUGUAUGAAAUAUGGCAUUUCCCCAAUAAGUCGACACUUCUGUUUAAACAAUAUGUGGACACGUUCCUCAAAUUGAAACAAGAAGCCAGUGGUUGGCCAGCGGACGUAGGAGACGAUCCUGAAAAACGUCAAGAGUACAUCAUGAAUUAUCUCCGACAUGAGAACAUUCAAUUAGAACCUGAAAAAAUUGAAAAAAAUCCAGGCAAACGUUCCACUGCCAAAAUGAUGUUGAACAGUUUUUGGGGGAAGUUUGGCCAACAACCCAACAAGGCUCAUGUCCAAGCAUUUACCAGUCCUUCGGAAUUUUACAAGUUACUUCAAAAUGAAGAACAACAAAUCCAUUCCAUCAGAAUUGUCAAUGAACACAUGAUUGAGGUUGUCCACGACUGCAUUGAAGACAGCAUUCCCACUCAAGUGAACAUUAACAUUUUCAUUGCCUGUUUUACAACAUGUUGGGCACGCCUUAAAUUGUAUGAAGCAUUGCAUCAUUUACAACAACAAGUCUUAUAUUUUGACACGGACUCCGUGAUUUACAAAUGGAAACCCAAUGCCCCAGAAUUACCAUUGGGGUCAUAUUUGGGACAAUUCACCAAUGAAUUGGACGAUCCCAAUGAUUACAUUACAGAAUUUGCAGCCGCUGGUCCCAAAAACUAUGGCUACAGAACCCUCAAAGGAAAAACAGAAUGCAAAGUACGUGGAUUCAGUUUGAACACCCGCGGGCAAGAACAAUUAAACUUUGACAUUUUAAAGAAGAAUAUUAUUGAUGAAGUGACUCUACCACAACCCGUUGCCAAUACCAUUCCAGUGUGGAACCCACAUAACAUUAAGAGAAAUCCCACCACCAAACAGUUGUCGACAGAAAGUCAAGUCAAACACUAUAAAUUGGUGUUUGAUAAACGAGUGAUAGACUCAUCAAAUUUUCAAUCCUAUCCUUAUGGUUACCAGGAUAGUAACAGUCCAGACACA